Molecule: messenger RNA, 4021 nt
Organism: Oncorhynchus gorbuscha (pink salmon)
Lineage: Eukaryota; Metazoa; Chordata; Actinopteri; Salmoniformes; Salmonidae
Product: zinc finger protein Gfi-1-like
Exons: 6
Coding region: 2431-3642 (403 amino acids)
Biological process (GO): regulation of transcription by RNA polymerase II
Cellular component (GO): nucleus
Molecular function (GO): DNA-binding transcription factor activity, RNA polymerase II-specific; RNA polymerase II cis-regulatory region sequence-specific DNA binding
Source: RefSeq, a predicted model, not a curated record
UCAACAGAGACUAUUAUGUUCAUUACAGGCAGCCAAUGCCAUUGAUUCCAUCCUUCAAAACCAUGAUACAUUUCAAUAAGCAAAAACUUGUAUGAAAAACCUUUUUUUUAAACAAAGUUAGUCUAUAAAUUAUAAAUAUUUCAGCAAUGGUUGUUGAUUGUACUUUUUUAAAAAAAAAAAUCUAUACCUAAUGCACAUAAAACCGCUAAUAGCCAUAUGGAAAAAGACACGAAGGACCUGUUGCUUAAUAAGCUAUGCAUAAAGGGAGAACAAAUCAAUCAGAUGACUGGUUAUUUAGUUGGAAAGUAUAGGCCUGCUGAAUUUUGAUAAACGGCCUCAUAAUGUAUGAUUAUUAUUGAGAUAAACGAGCAAUAGGCUAACUGAUAGGCUAUGCAUUGGUGGUGCCAAAGGCAUUCUUAUCUGAUGUAUUGUAUAGCCUAUCAAAUUUAAUAACCUAAGUUAUUUGACUCUUUGAAUGCUAUUUUGUUAAAUGAUAGGCCUAUAAUUAAUUGCAUAAAACGUUUUUUCAUUCAAAUAGGCUAGAAAUGAACUUCUACCUCAAUGAUUUGCUUGGAUUGUGCUAUUAAAGCGUUUCAAAAUACGAUCCAGUGGUUUGAUUAGUUGAAUAUAUUUUCUAAGCUUUUAUAUGAAAUAAAGUCACAUCAGUCAUAUCAUUGCACCAGAAAUUGGGCAAUGGUCAGGACUACCUCGCGUCAGUGUGUCUUGUGUUUGAUCGGUAGCCAUGGCGUUUUCUUUUGAGAUUGUGUUGCGGUAGCGUGUCAUAUCUCCUCCAACCCAAUGCGAGUUCCGGAUGCAGCGGCGAUGUUUCUAAUCGAUAGAGGGCAUAUGGCGCUUUGAUUUCCUGCAAGUCACUUGUGGCUUUUGGCCUGCCUUUCUGCACCCGAUAGAAUACUUCUGCAUUUAAAAAAUAAUAGAAAUAAGAUGACAGAAAAUAACUAAAAAAUAAUGCUACGUCAUGAGUCUAAAACAAAAUUAUUUAUUAUAAAAUGUUUUAUAACUCUUCUUGUCACCAACAUAUUGUCUCACUGCAAAGGUCAUAACCGAAUAGGCGUACAUUUAUAUUUAAAUAUGAAUUCGUACCAAUAUUGCUAUUAUUUCGUUUGAUUGGCCAAGUUUUAACUUCCAUAACUAACUCAUUUAGUUACAUUGUGGUAUACUCCAAAUAAUUUCAAAGAAUAGGCUUAUAGGUGUUUUUGAGUUAAUCAUUUCACCUGUCGAAUAUGAAUAUUGUAGCAAGAUAACGUAGUAGACCUAUAAUGUAAGGACAUAGAACUUAUGUCUAUCACAUAUCCUGAAUGUCUGGCACGCGCCAUCAGCUGGUUGAAACGUGACUGAUACUGAUAUUCUCCGCCCCACUGGCAGUCUAGAGUGCUAGGCGAGCUGAAUGCCUGUUGUUCUGUGCGUAAUUGGUCCAGAACAGGUAAUCAGCGGCCUUACUAUGCGCACAGAGAACAGAGGUAACACUGUUCACUCAUUGAGCAUAUUAUAAUACUGCGGGAAAUACGAAACUUCCGUGGACCCGCAGGCAGUCGUAUGGACAGCGACUGUCUGCGGUUAUUAAAUAUAGCCUUAUGUAUAUAUGAAGAGACACCGACCAAAUUGAUGGAUAAAAAUACAUUUGUGAAAGACGCAAGACAAUUACACACUGAUGCAGUAUUAUCAUGCAUUAGUAUUUUUCCAACAUUUAUUCAUUUUGAGAAAUGCUAUGUAAGCCAGUGAGGGGCUAUUCAACAUGUGACUAUAUGGGCACAACCACGUCCAUACUUCGCCUACUAUUCUCUAAUUCGCAUUUUCAUUCGUGCUCAAUCGAUUACGGAAAUAGGUGGAUUAUGUACCAUUAUCAAGCAUGUAGAUAACACGUCGCAUGAGUCAUGUUGAUUAGAGGCACACGUAGCACACUCCGGUCCACAGCAACCCUGACUGACUGGCACCCAGGUGCUGUUGGUCUCCGCGUUUCCUCUCCCUCCUGUCUGUCCUGCAGCUAGGUAUAGGGAGGGAUUAAGUAACACAUAAAGCAGUGUAUCACUUAUCCUGAUUGCCAUGGGUUUUAAUUCCCCGUGGAGGGAUACAGGCUGAUCCGUGAGGGGGAGUGGUCUGGGGAGCUGUUUGUUCUGGAGACGGACCAAUCAUAGGCUCCAGGGGCGGCAAUGAACUGUGGAGGAGUUUCCUCAAGCCUCGGCACCUGUCCCCGCCCACAACACCUGGCAGACGUGAGAGGGCGUGUGCGCGUGCUCCAUCUUCAGCCAGAAAUCUCUUAUAGUUGACCACACAUUGUCAACCAAUAGUCUUCAAAUCUUUUCAGGGAUAAGACUGCAACACCGCAUCCCAGGAACAGAGGUGCAGAUUGCUAUUGGAUCUGGAUGGCCAGUGAUUUUGGAUAUUAGCAGAGACCGAACAAGGAGAGUGAAAAUGCCUCGGUCCUUCUUGGUGAAGAGUAAGAAGGCGCACAGCUACCACAAGCCUCGGUCCUUAGAAGAUGACUACAGUAGACUGGAUACAAUCUUAGCUCAUAUAUGUGCAGAGAAUAGUAACAUUUUAGAUGACUCGGAUGCCUUGACAGGAGGCGAUGCCAUCCGCGGGUUCUCCCCAGACUCUCACCUAGUGGACACGGCUGACUUCUCCUCCAAGUCCACACUCAGCUGUGGGGACAGUGUGUGCAGUCCAGCUUCAGUUUAUGAAGACUUCUGGCGGCCUCCAUCGCCUUCAGCAUCACCAGUAGAUUCAGAGAAAUCCCUGUCUCCCCCGGUGAACGAGACACAACCCUUCCCCGUUGUUCCCUUCCGGCCCUAUGCGUGGAACAGUUACUCUGGUUCGGACAUCCGUCACCUGGUCCAGCAGAGUCUCCAUCACCAGCACCACCACCCCAUGGACUUGAAGAGAAGCCCGGAGUUAGGGUACUACCGCGACCGGGCCAUUGAACCAACCCUCUUUAACAGAAGUCCGGUAGCAGAAAAUGACAGUGAUUACCGGUCCGCUGCCGGUCUGUUCGAGAGAGCUGCCGCCCCCGGGAUAGGGUUGUAUUCUGAAAGGAACCUGUACGGGAAAAGCCCAGAAAUCAAGGCUGUGUCUGACUUACCCUGCUCACGGUUCAUUCUGAAUGGUACCUACAAGUGCAUCAAAUGCAGUAAGGCGUUUUCGACUCCCCAUGGGUUGGAGGUCCACGUUCGCAGAUCACACAGUGGCACGAGGCCCUACGCUUGUGAUAUCUGUGGCAAAACCUUCGGACAUGCUGUCAGCCUCGAGCAACAUAAAGCUGUGCACUCUCAGGAAAGAAGCUUUGAUUGCAAAAUAUGCGGUAAAAGCUUCAAAAGGUCAUCGACUCUCUCCACGCAUCUCCUCAUCCACUCUGAUACACGGCCUUACCCAUGCCAGCAUUGCGGGAAGAGGUUCCACCAGAAAUCAGACAUGAAGAAACAUACAUUCAUCCACACAGGUGAGAAGCCGCACAAAUGCCAAGUGUGUGGGAAAGCGUUCAGCCAGAGCUCCAACCUCAUAACGCACAGCCGGAAACACACGGGCUUCAAACCAUUCGGAUGCGACCUCUGCAGCAAGGGAUUCCAGAGAAAAGUCGACUUAAGAAGACACAAAGAGUCACAACAUGGACUAAAACCCUCAAACUAAAAUCAAAUAAAAGAAUGGGCACCAAACACUAUAAAACAAAACACUUGUUUUGGAAACCAGAAAUAAGCUACUGUAGCUAUCCAUUCCUCAAACAUUUCAGACUGUGAUUUACUGGUGGAGAGUUAGUGGCUUUUGUGCAGUGUAGGUUAAGACAAAACCGGGUUGAACUAGGAAGGGACACUAUCUGAACCCAAAAUAUUUGUACAAAAUAACCAGAUAGGUAAUAACCCCAAAGAAAGCGCGUUGGGAAAUUGGGAAAAUAGACCUUGUCUAAAGAAUGACAGACACUUUGUUUAGUUGGACGCCAUGGAUGCUGGCACAACAGUCACUACAAUAAGGCUAUGUGAUUUAAUAAACAAUGGUUGUGUAUUUAUUUUAA